Molecule: messenger RNA, 3143 nt
Organism: Gavialis gangeticus (Gharial)
Lineage: Eukaryota; Metazoa; Chordata; Crocodylia; Gavialidae
Gene: SPSB4
Product: splA/ryanodine receptor domain and SOCS box containing 4
Exons: 3
Coding region: 1674-2609 (311 amino acids)
Biological process (GO): proteasome-mediated ubiquitin-dependent protein catabolic process; intracellular signal transduction
Cellular component (GO): SCF ubiquitin ligase complex
Molecular function (GO): protein binding
Source: RefSeq, a predicted model, not a curated record
GUCUAUAUAGAAUACUGUGAGCAACUUCUCAACAAACUGUUAGACUAACUCUGUGGGUACUCAUUAAGCAAACUUUUCAGCUUUGCUAUUACCUACUUAUAAAACUAAGAUUCCAACAUAACCUUUACAGGCUCAUGUGAGCACAGGCAAGUACAUAGAUGCAUUCCCCUCUGAUCCAUUUUAAAGAUGACUUUUCAGUCUUUAUAAAAUGACUAUACUGUAUAGUGUCACUUGCACUCUUCCGAUCUUACAAAAAACUGGCAGCAUAUCAGUUCUUUUUUCCUAAACAUUUGGAAACAUUUGUCACCGAACGAACAGUCUGGAAUCCCCCCAGCUAGCAGCAUUCCUACUGCUACGUUAGUAGUUGACUUGGCUUCUCUGCUGUGGGUGAAACAGAAAUCUGAAGCCUUGAUCCAGGCAGUUGCUGGGAGCCAGCAUUUGCAGCAGACUCGUCACUUGAUCCCACAUCAGUCACCCCCUAAGUCCAUGGGGACUAACACUUGUAUCUUGCUUUGCACUCUAAGUGCUUGCAAGAUGAAUGUGUGUGAUUUGCCAGGCAUCUUGUUCAGAAUGAAUGCUUCCUAUAGGCCUUUGGAAAGGGUCACUAAAUCUAAGUCAUAACUGGUCCUGGAGGUUUUCACGCUCUUUCAGUUUGAGAUGCUCUGUGUGUGUAUUGAGACAGCAUUCUCCAAACUGAAAUCUAGGCAUGUGUCUUUUUUAGUACUGAUCUUUCUUUUGUUUGGAUUUUAAAAACUGCUGCAGCAUUAGGGGCUUGUGUUCUGAGCCAGGUAUCCCCAGUAGUGAGCUCUACCAAAGAACUGAAACUACAGUGCUUAAGUUCCAGUAGAUUGGAGAACACCUAUUCUGCAUCCAUAUGCUUCCAUUCUUGUUCCAUCAUUGCUUCCCUGUCUCUCUGUCCCCCCGCUCCCAACAAACUCCUUAGUGAAUCUAAAGCUUGUCAGUUGUCCAAUAAAUAAAGUGAGCACAAGUGCCUUGAAGGUAAGCAAUCAAAUUUCAAAGCUGUUCGCUAUCAGUGCCGUUUGUUCUGGUUGCAUUCCAUCUGUUCCAAGACAAAGCCUUAAAUUAAAAGGGCAUAUGCAGAGAGGAAUGCAUAGAGAAAGGGGCUCUGACAAAAUAUGAGAAAAUGAAACCAAAAGAUAAGUGGAUAUACUGCUGAAUAUGUAAAAUUAAUAUUUAUUGCUGAGGAAUAGUGUGUGCCUCUUUCAAGACACUGUAGCCUGGCUAGACUAAAUGGGUGGAAGGGCAGAAGGUGGAGGACGUCUGCAUCCUAUUAUGAAUGGGAGGAAAUUACUGUCUGUACUCUGAAUGUUGGUGGGCUCUGAAUAUCCUGCCAGCUGUCUGGAUAGGACUCUUAGGACACAGAAUAAAAAGCAGAGACUUGUCAGUGCUCAGUGUCUAAAAUAACCUAGCAGGGAUCAAACUUUGAGACGAUUUGUGGGUUUCAACUGGCUUUCUUACUUUAACUGGAAACUCUCUGCUUUCUUUCAGGAGUGUGAUUCUCUUCUGAAAACACUGCUGCUCAAAAGCUGCAAACAGGAGAAGUAAAUCCCAUCUGGUUGUCAAGUCAUUGACUCAGUGUGAAAGUGCUUUCAUGAGGUAACAUUGGGCCAAAGUCACCUUUUCUUUCUCCUUUGUGAAUCUGCAGCCAAGCAAUGGGCCAGAAAAUAUCAGGGAGCAUAAAGUCUGUGGAUGUGAGGGAGCCCCCUUACAGACCUGUUAAACGAGAGUUGAGGGGCCCUGACUUUUGCAAGCCUGCACGUCUGGACAUGCUACUGGAUAUGCCCCCUGCCAAACUGGAGGUGCAGUAUAAGCAUGCUUGGAAUAAUGAAGAUCGCUCUUUAAAUAUAUUUGUAAAGGAAGAUGACAAACUCACUUUUCAUAGACAUCCAGUUGCCCAAAGCACAGAUUGUAUCCGGGGCAAAGUUGGCUACACCAGAGGUCUACAUGUCUGGCAAAUUCACUGGCCCACAAGGCAACGAGGAACACAUGCUGUGGUGGGUGUGUCAACAGCAGAAGCUCCGUUGCAUUCAGUAGGAUACACGUCAUUGGUUGGUAGCAAUAGUGAAUCCUGGGGCUGGGAUCUGGGACGGAACAAACUUUAUCACAAUUGUAAAAACCAACCUGGGGUGACAUAUCCUGUCUUUUUGGAACCGGAUGAGCCUUUUGUACUCCCAGACACCUUACUAGUGGUUUUGGAUAUGGAUGAAGGGACACUUAGCUUCAUGGUGGAUGGACAGUAUCUUGGAGUGGCCUUCAGGGGACUGAAAGGGAAAAAAGUUUACCCUAUAGUCAGUGCGGUUUGGGGGCACUGUGAAAUUACCAUGACAUACAUCAAUGGACUUGAUCGUGAAGAAAGUUUCCAGAAUCUUCAGGUUUUUGCUCUAAUUUUAAAAUGUCCAGCUUUCAAAAAGUUUGUCAUUGGAAGAUUUUACACCCACACUUCAUUAUUGGUUUUAUCAGCGGAGCCCCUACCUUUAAUGGACUUGUGCCGAAGAUCAAUUCGGUUUGCUCUUGGCCGAGACCGCCUGCAUGACAUAGAAUCUCUACCUUUGCCUCAGUCUCUGAAAAAUUAUUUGCAGUAUCAGUAAGAAGCCUAGAACCCCGCUGGCCUCAUGUUGGACUAAAUCAAUGCAAAUGGCAGAUAUUAUUGUUUACAGCAAAAUAUAAAUCUUUGUGGCGGACACUUGAGUGUUAUUUAAUUUUUAAUAUAUAUAUUUUUUUGAAUCAACCACAGCAGAACCUUAAAGGGACUACUGAAGAAUGUGAAAAGAUUAAUCUGAUCUAGAUUUGUAUAUUAUCUGUUACCUACUGUUUGCCAUCUUUUCAGAUGAUAUCGAAGGCUGAAUCCCCUUGGAUCAAUUGUCCAUCUGGCAGAUGUUAGCUUACCUGUAUUGACUUCUGGUAAACACGAGCUGAACAUCUGGCCCCAAAUUUUAUCCUUGUACAGAAAAGCAUCCUUUCAAUAAUGUGAUUGCUGCAUAUUAGUGAAAGAAAUGACACCAUGUGAAAUUUUCAGUGUUUAAAAAAUAGGACUUCAUUUCCAGAGUUGCUAAGUGAUUUCGGCUCUCAAAUUUUAUCUGGAAUUCCAAGUGCUCAGUGCUUCAGAAAAUCAAGCUCACAAU